CAUUACCAUCAAAGAAUUCAUUCAUUCACAUUCUCUCCAAACUCUUUCCCUUUCUGCUCUCUUCCACAUCACCAUUCUCGAUCGCCCACACUCUUCUUCUCCUUUCCCACCGAAACCUUUUUCCUAUAAACAAAACAGAGUCUUUUUGCUUCAUUUCCAUGGCAAGUUUUCUCUUCCAACCGUACAGUUAUGAGUAGCUUCUAGAGAAGGACUCGACUAUAUCUAUAUAUUUUUAAGUUUUCUUUCUGGGUUUUCUUUUUCUUUUUGUUUCGAAGAAUGGGGAACUGUUGUUGUUGUUGCAGAAGGGAGCCUUCGGUUAACAGAGUAUCAUCUAAUGCUAAGUCAGAGUCUCCAAAAGACCAGAGUCCCUCAGUUAAAUCUAGAAAAGAAGUUAGAAAGUUACCAUCAAAUCCUGAAGAAGUCGAGAGCUUGCGCCGCGAUUCAGCACUGAAUCCGUUGAUUGCAUUCACAUUCAAAGAAUUAAAGUUAAUGACUGAUAAUUUUAGACAAGAUUACAUGUUGGGUGGUGGAGGUUUUGGUAGUGUUUAUAAAGGGUUUAUAACUGAGGACUUAAGAGAGGGCCUGACACCUCUUCCGGUAGCUGUAAAGGUUCAUGAUGGCGAUAACAGUCAUCAAGGACAUAGAGAAUGGCUGGCAGAAGUUAUAUUCUUGGGGCAGCUUUCACAUCCGAAUUUGGUAAAACUUGUUGGUUAUUGCUGCGAAGAUGAACACAGAGUACUAAUAUACGAGUACAUGUCUCGUGGAAGCGUGGAGAACAAUUUGUUUUCAAGAGUAUUGCUUCCUUUGCCAUGGUCGAUAAGAAUGAAGAUUGCAUAUGGUGCUGCAAAAGGACUUGCUUUUCUUCAUGAAGCUGAGAAGCCCGUCAUUUAUCGCGAUUUCAAGACCUCUAACAUUCUGCUGGACCAGGAUUAUAAUGCAAAGCUCUCUGACUUUGGUCUUGCGAAAGACGGUCCAGAAGGUGACAACUCUCAUGUUUCUACGCGAAUAAUGGGGACUUAUGGUUAUGCUGCACCGGAGUAUAUCAUGACAGGCCACCUAACGCCCCGAAGUGAUGUUUACAGCUACGGAGUUGUUCUUCUUGAACUUUUGACAGGAAGGAAAUCGUUAGACAAGUUGCGGCCAGCUCGAGAACAAAACUUGACAGAUUGGGCUCUACCCUUGCUUAAAGAGAAGAAGAAGGUGCUUAGCAUUAUAGAUCCAAGACUAGAAGAUUAUCCCACUAAAGGAGUUCACAAGGCAGCCAUGUUAGCUUAUCACUGCUUGAACAAGAACCCGAAGGCGAGGCCUCUAAUGAGAGACGUAGUAGACUCAUUGGAGCCUCUGCAGAACACCAGUGACAUUUAUGAUGACAAAGGUACCAUAACUGUGAUCACUGCUCCUCAGGCACCAGUGAAAGAAGAUAAAAAAGUGUACUAAUUUGCUACUGAUUUGUUCCCAAUAAGUUUCUUCUUCUCCUUGUAAUUUUUGAAGUAGAUAAAAAAAAGGUUUCCUUGUGUGUGUAUCUGAAUAGAGUUUUGGGUUCUUUUUCUUUUACCAUCUUUCUUUGUAAAGAUCAUUAUAAAAGCAUAUGUUUCCAUUGUAGAGUACGAAAA
Humulus lupulus (European hop) is the source of this 1613-nucleotide messenger RNA. RefSeq names its product probable serine/threonine-protein kinase PBL16. The coding region runs from base 277 to 1437 and encodes 386 amino acids. Gene Ontology annotation, biological process: protein phosphorylation. The record is from RefSeq and is a predicted model, not a curated record. Gene Ontology annotation, molecular function: protein kinase activity; ATP binding. NCBI's taxonomy places the organism in Eukaryota, Viridiplantae, Streptophyta, Magnoliopsida, Rosales, Cannabaceae. The transcript has 6 exons.